Messenger RNA from Peromyscus leucopus (white-footed mouse), 16018 nucleotides. It is a transcript of the gene Bsn, whose product is annotated as bassoon presynaptic cytomatrix protein. The record is from RefSeq and is a predicted model, not a curated record. Gene Ontology annotation, cellular component: axon; GABA-ergic synapse; glutamatergic synapse. Lineage: Eukaryota; Metazoa; Chordata; Mammalia; Rodentia; Cricetidae. Gene Ontology annotation, biological process: presynaptic active zone assembly; protein localization to synapse. Gene Ontology annotation, molecular function: structural constituent of presynaptic active zone; metal ion binding.
GCGGCGGUGCGAGCCGAGCUGGGAGAUGGCGGCAGCAGCGGUGGAGCGGAGAGUGUGAGCGCCGCCCGGGAGCCACUGGCUCGGGCGCAGUGCGACCCCGACCCCGCCCGCCCGCCUGCCCACCAUGGGCAAUGAGGCCAGCCUGGAGGGCGGCGCGGGUGAAGGGCCGCUGCCGCCCGGAGGCUCUGGUCCGGGUCCGGGUCCGGGCCCCGGAGCAGGGAAGCCGCCUUCAGCACUAGCUGGCGGCGGACAGCUCCCUGCAGCUGGAGCUGCGCGAGCCGCAGGACCCCCGGCCCCUGGUCUCGGCCUGGUUCCCGGUCCUGGCCCCGGCCCCGGCCCCGGCCCAGGCAGCGUUUCCCGGAGACUGGACCCCAAGGAGCCCCUGGGUAGCCAGAGAGCAGCUUCUCCGACCCCAAAGCAAGCUUCUGCUACUGCUCCAGGCCGAGAGAGCCCCCGAGAGACAAGGGCUCAAGGCCCAUCAGGCCAGGAGGCUGAUGGUCCCCGCCGGACGCUCCAGGUAGACAGCAGGACACAGAGAUCAGGACGGUCCCCCUCAGUGUCACCGGACAGAGGCAGCACUCCCACAUCACCCUACUCCGUGCCCCAGAUCGCUCCCCUUCCCAGCAGUACGCUGUGUCCUAUAUGCAAGACCUCGGACCUCACGUCGACCUCCAGCCAGCCAAACUUCAACACCUGCACCCAGUGUCACAACAAGGUCUGCAACCAAUGUGGGUUCAACCCCAACCCUCAUCUCACCCAGGUGAAGGAGUGGCUGUGUUUGAACUGUCAGAUGCAGAGGGCUCUGGGAAUGGACAUGACCACUGCACCUCGAUCCAAGAGCCAGCAGCAGCUACACUCCCCGGCCCUGUCCCCUGCCCACUCCCCAGCCAAACAGCCUCUGGGGAAGCCAGAGCAAGAGAGAUCCCGGGGCCCAGGGGCCACACAGUCUGGUCCCCGCCAGGCUGAAGCAGCCAGGGCCACCUCAGUCCCUGGGCCUACCCAGGCAACUGCCCCUCCAGAGGUGGGGAGGGUGUCUCCUCAGCCCCCUCUUUCUACCAAGCCUUCCACAGCUGAGCCCAGGCCGCCUGGAGGAGAGGCCCAGGGCAAAAGUGCCACCACAGUGCCCUCUGGGCUUGGUGCUGGUGAACAGCCCCAGGAGGGCCUCACUGGGAAGCUCUUCGGCCUUGGAGCAUCACUCCUGACCCAGGCGAGCACCCUUAUGUCUGUGCAGCCAGAGGCUGACACCCAGGGCCAGCCUUCCCCCAGCAAGGGGCCACCCAAGAUUGUCUUCAGUGAUGCCAGCAAGGAGGCUGGUUCAAGACCCCCAGGCUCAGGGCCUGGGCCAGCACCUGGGUCAGCACCUGGGCCAGCACCUGGAGCCAAAACCGAGCCUGGGGCUAGAACAGGGCCUGGACCAGGGCCUGGAGCUCCAGCAAAAACUGGAGGAACAGCCAGUCCAAAGCAUGGCAGAGCAGACCACCAGGCAGCAUCCAAGGCUGCUGCCAAGCCAAAGACCACGCCGAAGGAAAGGGCCACCUGCCCACUGUGCCAAGCCGAGCUCAACGUGGGUGGCAGGGGUCCCGCCAACUACAAUACCUGCACUACCUGCAAGCUGCAGGUGUGCAACCUGUGUGGCUUCAACCCAACGCCCCACCUGGUGGAGAAAACAGAAUGGCUCUGUCUGAACUGCCAAACCAAGCGGCUGCUGGAGGGCAGCCUGGGAGAGCCAGCCCCCAUGCCGCUGCCCACGUCACAGCAGCCCCCGGCAGGAGCCCCUCACCAUGCAGCUGGAGCAGCCCCUCAGAAGCAGAAAGGGCCACAGGGGCUGGGCCAGCCAUCAGGCUCCCUGCCUGCCAAGGCCAGCCCUCAGGCCUCCAAGGCCAGCCCUCAGGCCACCAAGGCCAGUCCUCAGGCCACCAAGGCCAGUCCUCAGGCCGCCAAGGCCAGCCCUCAGGCCACCAAGGCCAGUCCUCAGGCCACCAAGGCCAGCCCUCAGGCCAAGCCACUUAGGGCUUCUGAACCCAGCAAGACCUCUAGCAGUGCCCAGGAAAAGAAGACAGGGAUCCCUGUUAAAGCUGAGCCUGUGCCGAAGCCACCUCCAGAGACCACUGUGCCUCCUGGGACUCCUAAAGCAAAAAGUGGGGUGAAAAGGACCGAACCUGUCACCCCAGUCAUCAAGCCUGUUCCAGAAGCUCCCAAGGGUGGGGAGGCUGAGGAACCCGUCAGCAAGCCUUACACUCAGGACCUGUCUCGGAGCCCCCAGAGCCUCAGUGACACAGGCUAUUCUUCCGAUGGUGUCUCCAGCUCCCAGAGUGAGAUCACAGGGGUCGUUCAGCAGGAAGUGGAGCAGCUCGACAGUGCCGGGGUGACGGGGCCACGCCCACCCAGCCCCUCAGAGCUCCACAAAGUGGGGAGCAGCAUGCGCCCUUCACUAGAGGCCCAGGCUGCGGCUCCCAGCGGUGAGUGGGGCAAGCCACCGCGGAGCCGUGCUGUUGAGGACCAGAAACGGCGCCCCCACUCCUUGUCCAUCAUGCCCGAGGCCUUCGACUCUGAUGAGGAGCUGGGGGAUAUCCUAGAGGAGGAAGAUGACUCCUUGGCGUGGGGGCAUCAGAGGGAACAGCAAGACACAGCCGAGUCUUCAGAUGACUUUGGCAGCCAGCUGAGGCACGACUACGUGGAGGACAGCAGCGAGGGCGGCCUGUCUCCGCUCCCACCCCCCCCAGCCCGGGCAGAAAUGACGGACGAGGAGUUCAUGCGACGUCAGAUCCUGGAAAUGAGCGCUGAGGAGGACAACUUGGAGGAAGACGACACUGCUGCCGGGCGAGGCCUGGCCAGACACAGCACCCAGAAGGGGAGUGCCAGGCCCAGGCCUGAGUCGAGCCAAGAAUCAGCAGCGGCGCCCAAGAGGCGCCUACCCCAUAAUGCCACCACGGGCUAUGAGGAACUCCUAUCCGAGGGAGGCCCGGCAGAGCCCACCGACGGCAGUGGAGCCCUGCAGGGAGGUCUCCGACGCUUUAAAACCAUUGAGCUCAAUAGCACAGGUACCUACGGUCAUGAGCUGGACCUGGGCCAAGGUCCUGAUCCCAGCCUGGACCGGGAACCCGAGCUGGAGAUGGAGAGCCUGACAGGCUCCCCCGAAGACCGCUCCCGCGGGGAGCACUCCUCCACCCUGCCUGCUUCCACACCCAGCUAUACGUCGGGCACCUCCCCCACCUCCCUGUCCUCGCUAGAGGAGGACAGUGACAGCAGCCCCAGCCGCCGGCAGAGGCUGGAAGAAGCGAAACAGCAGCGCAAGGCCCGACACCGCUCCCACGGGCCCCUGCUGCCCACUAUCGAGGACUCUUCCGAGGAGGAAGAGCUCCGGGAGGAAGAGGAGCUUCUGCGCGAGCAGGAGAAGAUGCGGGAGGUGGAGCAGCAGCAGCGAAUCCGCAGCACAGCCCGCAAGACGCGGCGGGACAAGGAAGAGCUCCGGGCUCAGCGGCGACGCGAACGCUCCAAGACACCACCCAGUAACCUGUCGCCCAUCGAGGACGCGUCCCCCACCGAGGAGCUGAGGCAGGCGGCAGAGAUGGAGGAGCUGCACCGCUCUUCCUGCUCCGAGUACUCCCCCUCCCCUUCCCUUGACUCGGAGGCGGAGACCCUGGAUGGCGGCCCCGCUCGACUCUACAAAUCGGGCAGCGAGUACAACCUGCCCGCCUUCAUGUCCCUCUACUCACCAACCGAGACACCUUCGGGCAGUUCCACCACGCCCAGUUCCGGGCGGCCCCUCAAGAGUGCUGAGGAGGCCUAUGAGGACAUGAUGAGAAAAGCUGAGCUGCUCCAGAGACAGCAGGGGCAGGUGCCGGGGUCCCGGGGACCCCAUGGGGGCCCCUCUCAGCCCACAGGCCCCCGGGGGCAGGGCUCCUUUGACUAUCAAGACACCCAAGACCAUGACUAUGGCAGGGCUUCUCAGCCUGCUGCAGAAGGCACACCGGCAGGCCUCGGGGCAGCUGUCUAUGAGGAGAUCCUUCAGACAUCACAGAGCAUAGCCCGGAUGCGGCAAGCCUCGUCGCGGGAUCUGGCUUUCGCUGAGGACAAAAAGAAGGAGAAGCAGUUUCUGAAUGCCGAGAGUGCAUACCUGGACCCAAUGAAGCAAAAUGGUGGCCCACUUACCCCUGGAACUAGCCCUACCCAACUUGCUGCUCCUGUGUCGUUUUCCACGGCCACCUCCUCAGACAGCAGCGGAGGCCGAGUUAUUCCCGACGUCCGAGUCACUCAGCAUUUUGCAAAAGAGCCUCAGGAUCCUCUCAAGCUCCACAGCUCUCCUCUGUCCCCCAGCUUGGCCUCUAAGGAGGUGGGCAUGGCCUUUUCCCAAGGCCCUGGGACGCCAGCCACCACAGUUAUGGCCCCUUGUCCAGCCAGCCUCCCACGAGGGUAUAUGACGCCAACCUCCCCAGUUGGCUCAGAGCGUAGUCUGUCACCAUCGUCCACAGUCCACAGCUACGGACAGACCCCAACCACUGCUAACUAUGGGUCCCAAACGGAGGAGCUGCCCCAGGCUCCCAGUGGCCCUACUGCCGGUGGACGGGCCCCCAGAGAGAAGCCUCUGAGUGGGGCGGAUGCUGAGGUUGGUACCCCCCAGCCUUCUCGGGGAUAUUCUUACUUUACAGGCUCUAGCCCACCUCUCUCUCCAUCCACACCCUCAGAGAGCCCCACAUUCUCACCAGGCAAGCUGGGCUCAAGGGCCACAGCAGAGUUCUCUACACAGACACCAAGCGCAACACCUUCCUCGGACAUUCCGCGGAGCCCUGGCACACCCUCCCCCAUGGUAGCCCAAGGCACGCAGACACCACACCGACCCAGCACUCCUCGCUUGGUGUGGCAGCAGUCUUCCCAGGAGGCGCCAGUCAUGGUCAUCACGCUGGCCUCGGACGCUGCUAGCCAGACCAGAAUGGUACAUGCCAGUGCCUCUACUUCCCCGCUGUGCUCGCCUACUGACACUCAGCCCACCUCCCAUAGCUACAGCCAGACGACACCUCCAAGUGCGUCCCAGAUGCCCUCAGAACCAGCUGGGCCACCCGGUUUCCCACGGGCACCCAGUGCUGGUGCAGAUGGGCCCCUGGCAUUAUACGGCUGGGGUGCCCUCCCUGCCGAAAACAUCUCAUUAUGCCGGAUCUCCUCUGUCCCUGGAACAUCGAGAGUUGAGCCAGGCCCCAGGCCCCCGGGCAGUGCAGUGGUAGAUCUUCGCACCGCUGUGAAGCCCACGCCCAUUAUCCUCACCGACCAGGGUAUGGAUCUGACCUCUCUUGCUGUGGAAGCAAGGAAGUACGGCCUUGCCCUGGAUCCAAUUCCAGGACGUCAGUCCACCGCUGUGCAGCCUCUCGUUAUUAACCUCAAUGCCCAAGAGCAGACGCAUACCUUCCUGGCCACUGCCACCACCGUGAGCAUCACCAUGGCCUCCUCUGUGCUCAUGGCUCAGCAAAAGCAACCGGUGGUAUAUGGAGACCCUUUCCAGAGCCGCCUGGACUUUGGCCAGGGUUCAGGUAGCCCUGUAUGCCUGGCCCAGGUCAAGCAAGUAGAACAGGCUGUCCAGACAGCCCCAUACCGAGGUGGGCCCCGGGGAAGACCCAGAGAGCCUAAAUUUGCCAGGUAUAAUCUUCCCAACCAGGUAGCACCUCUGGCCAGAAGGGACAUUUUGAUCACUCAGAUGGGCACCGCCCAGAGUGUUAGUCUCAAGCCAGGACCAGUGCCGGAGCCGGGUGGUGAGCCCCACCGGGCUCCUCCUGCAGAGCUCCGGUCACAGGCUCUGCCCGGUGCCAGGAAGCCACACACAGUGGUGGUGCAGAUGGGGGAGGGUACAGCUGGCACCGUGACCACACUGCUCCCAGAGGAGCCCGCGGGCGCCCUGGACCUCACCGGAAUGCGGCCCGAGAGCCAGCUGGCAUGCUGCGACAUGGUCUACAAGUUCCCCUUCGGCAGUAGCUGCACGGGCACCUUCCAUCCUGCCCCCAGUGGCCCUGACAAGAGUGUGGCAGAUGCCGCCCUGCCUGGCCAAAGCAGUGGCCCCUUCUACAGUCCCAGAGACCCUGAGCCCCCUGAUCCCCUCACCUUCCGGGCACAGGGGGUAGUAGGCCCUGGGCCCCAUGAAGAACAGAGGCCUUACCCACAGGGCCUUCCUGGAAGGCUGUAUUCCUCCAUGUCUGACACCAAUUUGGCCGAAGCUGGCCUCAGCUACCAUGCCCAGAGGAUUGGGCAGCUCUUCCAGGGCCCUGGAAGAGAUUCAGCUGUGGACCUCAGCUCACUGAAGCACUCUUACAGCCUAGGCUUCGCAGAUGGGCGCUACUUAGGGCAGGGCUUACAGUACGGCUCAUUCACGGACCUGCGCCAUCCCACAGACCUUUUGACUCACCCACUUCCCAUGAGGCGCUAUAGCUCAGUGUCGAACAUCUACUCAGACCACCGGUAUGGCCCACGGGGAGAUGCAGUUGGCUUUCAGGAGGCCAGCCUGGCCCAGUACAGUGCCACCACGGCCCGAGAGAUCAGCCGCAUGUGCGCGGCCCUCAACUCCAUGGACCAGUAUGGUGGGCGGCAUGGCAGUGGAAGUGGUGGGCCUGACCUUGUGCAGUACCAGCCCCAGCACGGGGCUCCACAGGGUCUGGCGCCCCUCAGAUCUGGCCUCCUUGGCAACCCCACCUUCCCAGAGGGACAGCCAAGCCCUGGGAGCCUCGCUCAGUAUGGGCCUGCGGCAAGCCAGGCGACAGCAGUCAGGCAGCUGCUCCCAUCCACAGCAACAGUGCGUGCGGCCGACGGCAUGAUCUACUCAACUAUCAACACCCCGAUCGCCGCAACCCUGCCCAUCACCACCCAGCCUGCCUCGGUGCUGCGGCCCAUGGUGCGUGGUGGCAUGUACAGGCCUUAUGUAUCUGGUGGAGUCACAGCCGUGCCCCUUACCAGCCUGGCCCGUGUGCCCGUGAUUGCUCCUCGGGUACCUCUUGGACCAGCAGGGCUCUACCGAUAUCCUGCACCAAGUCGAUUCCCCAUCGCUUCUAGCAUCCCACCCGCCGAGGGGCCUGUCUAUCUGGGGAAGCCUGCUGCUGCCAAGGCCUCGGGGGCAGGGGGCCCGCCCAGGCCAGAGCUGCCAGCAGGGGCUGCUCGCGAAGAACCUCUUUCCACAGCUGCCCCUGCUGCCGUCAAGGAAGCCCCAGCAGCCCCUGCCCCUGCCCCGCCGCCUGGCCAGAAGCCACCAGGAGAUGCCGCUGCCGCGGCGGCGGGUGGCAGCGGAGUCCUCAGCCGGCCUGGGGCUGAGAAGGAGGAAGCGUCUCAGGAGGAGCGGCAGCGGAAGCAGCAGGAGCAGCUGCUGCAGCUGGAGCGGGAGCGGGUCGAGUUGGAAAAGCUGCGCCAGUUGCGGCUGCAGGAGGAGCUGGAGCGAGAGAGGGUGGAGCUGCAGAGGCACCGUGAGGAGGAACAGCUGCUGGUGCAGCGAGAGUUGCAGGAGCUGCAGACCAUCAAGCAGCACGUGCUGCAGCAGCAGCAAGAGGAACGCCAGGCUCAGUUUGCGCUGCAGCGGGAGCAGCUGGCACAGCAGCGGCUGCAGCUGGAGCAGAUCCAGCAACUGCAGCAGCAGCUGCAACAGCAGCUAGAGGAACAGAAACAGCGGCAGAAGGCCCCCUUCCCGGCAACCUGUGAGGCGCCCAGCCGAGGGCCUCCCCCAGCUGCCCCUGAGCUGGCUCAGAAUGGCCAGUACUGGCCGCCAUUGACCCACACAGCCUUCAUUGCCAUGGCGGGGACUGAAGGGCCUGGGCAGCCUCGUGAGCCCGUACUGCACCGGGGCCUCCCCAGCUCGGCGUCGGACAUGUCGCUGCAAACUGAGGAGCAGUGGGAGGCGGGCCGCAGUGGCAUCAAGAAGCGUCACUCGAUGCCACGCCUGAGAGACGCCUGUGAGGCAGAGUCAGGGCCUGAUCCCGGCCCGGUCCGGAGGAUUGCAGACAGCAGCGUUCAGACAGAUGACGAGGAGGGCGAGGGCCGCUACCUUCUGACCCGGAGGCGCAGGACGCGGCGCAGCGCUGACUGCAGUGUGCAGACGGACGAUGAAGACAAUGCCGAAUGGGAGCAGCCUGUCCGCCGCCGCAGGUCUCGCCUCUCCCGCCACUCCGACUCAGGUUCCGACAGCAAGCACGAUGCCACGGCCUCAGCCGCCGCCGCCGCCGGCGCUGCCAGGGCCAUGAGCAGCGUAGGCAUCCAGACCAUCAGCGACUGCUCUGUACAGACGGAGCCUGACCAGCUGCCCAGGGUCUCUCCAGCCAUCCACAUCACAGCCGCCACGGACCCCAAGGUGGAGAUCGUCAGAUACAUAUCGGCCCCAGAAAAGACGGGGCGUGGGGAGAGCCUGGCCUGCCAGACAGAACCAGAUGGGCAGGCCCAGGGUGUGGCCGGGCCACAGCUUGUAGGACCAACUGCCAUCAGCCCCUACCUACCUGGCAUCCAGAUAGUCACCCCAGGCCCCCUAAGCAGAUUUGAAAAGAAGAAGCCGGAUCCUCUGGAGAUCGGGUACCAGGCCCACCUGCCCCCCGAGUCUCUCUCCCAGCUUGUGAGCCGGCAGCCUCCCAAGUCUCCACAAGUGCUCUACUCGCCAGUCUCACCCCUGUCCCCACACCGGCUCCUGGACGCCUCGUUUGCUUCCAGUGAGAGGCUGAACAAGGCUCACGUGAGUCCCCAGAAGCACUUCAUGACGGACAGCACUCUUCGACAGCAGACUCUGCCUCGCCCCAUGAAGACCCUGCAGCGGUCCUUGUCUGACCCUAAGCCCCUCAGCCCCACCGCAGAGGAGUCCGCCAAAGAGAGAUUCUCCCUCUACCAGCACCAGGGGGGACUAGGUAGCCAGGUGUCGGCGCUGCCACCCAACGGCCUGGUCCGCAAGGUGAAGCGGACACUGCCCAGCCCCCCUCCAGAGGAAGCUCACCUUCCCCUGGCUGGCCAGGUGCCCUCACAGCUGUACGCAGCCAGUCUGCUGCAGCGAGGGUUGGCGGGGCCCACCACCGUCCCUGCUACCAAGGCCAGCCUGCUCCGGGAGCUGGACCGGGACCUGCGGCUGGUGGAGCAUGAGUCCACCAAGCUGCGCAAGAAGCAGGCGGAGCUGGACGAGGAGGAGAAGGAGAUUGAUGCCAAGCUCAAGUACCUAGAGCUGGGCAUCACCCAGCGCAAAGAGUCUUUGGCCAAAGACCGGGGUGGCCGUGACUACCCACCUUUACGUGGCCUUGGUGAGCAUCAUGACUACCUGUCUGACAGCGAGCUCAACCAGCUGCGGCUCCAGGGUUGCGCCACGCCCGCUGGCCAGUAUGUGGACUACCCUGCUUCAGCUGCUGUGCCUGCCACCCCCUCCGGCCCCGCUGCCUUCCAGCAGCCCCGGUUCCCACCUGCAGCCCCACAGUACACCGCAGGCAGCAGUGGACCAACUCAGAACGGCUUUCCAGCCCACCAGGCACCCGCCUACACUGGCCCUAGCACGUACCCAGCACCCGCUUUCCCUCCUGGAACCAGUUACCCAGCUGAGCCUGGCCUGCCGGGCCAGCAGGCUUUCCACCCCACGGGCCAUUAUGCAGCCCCGACUCCCAUGCCAACCACACAGAGCACUCAUUUCCCGGUCCAAGCUGACAGCCGUGCCCCCCACCAGAAGCCACGUCAGACCUCACUAGCUGACUUGGAGCAGAAGGUACCCACCAAUUACGAGGUGAUCACCAGCCCUGCUGUGACCAUGUCUUCAGCCCCCUCUGAAACUAGCUACAGUAGUCCAGCAGUGAGCAGCAGCUAUGACCAGGGCAAAGCCCCCGAGCAUCCCCGGGGCGGUGACCGAAGCAGUGUGAGCCAGAGCCCAGCCCCUGCCUAUCCCUCUGACUCCCACUACACCAGUCUGGAGCAGAAUGUUCCUCGAAACUACGUGAUGAUUGACGACAUCAGUGAGCUGACGAAGGACAGCACCCCCACUGCCGCAGAGAGCCAACGGCUGGAGCCUUUGGGGCCGGGGGGAGUCAGUGGGCGUCCUGGGAAAGAGCCUGGAGAACCAGCUGGCCUUGAGGGACCCACACUGCCCUGCUGCUAUGGCAGAGGUGAGGAAGAAUCUGAGGAGGACUCAUAUGACCCCCGUGGGAAAUCUGGUCAUCACCGGAGCCUGGAGAGCAAUGGCCGGGCAGCCAGCACCCACUAUUACGGAGACAGUGACUAUAGGCAUGGGGCUCGAGCAGAGAAGUAUGGUCCAGGGCCCAUGGGGCCCAAGCAUCCCUCCAAGAGCCUGGCCCCAGCUGCCACCUCCUCAAAGCGUAGCAAGCACCGGAAGCAAGGCAUGGAACAAAAGAUCUCCAAGUUCUCGCCGAUCGAGGAGGCCAAGGAUGUGGAGUCAGACCUGGCCUCCUAUCCCACACCCUCCGUCAGCAGUAGCCUGACCUCUCGGGGCAGAAAGUUCCAGGAUGAAAUCACCUACGGGCUCAAGAAGAAUGUGUAUGAGCAGCAGAGGUACUACGGGGUGUCCAGCCGGGACCCCGCAGAGGAGGAUGACCGCAUGUACGGUGGCAGCAGCCGGUCCCGCGUGGCGUCCGCAUACAGCGGGGAGAAGCUGUCUAGCCACGAUUUCAGUGGCCGAGGCAAAGGGUAUGAGCGGGAGCGGGAGGCUGUGGAGCGACUUCAAAAGGCGGGCCCCAAGCCCUCGUCCCUGAGCAUGGCCCACGGCCGGGCACGGCCCCCCAUGAGGAGCCAGGCCUCUGAAGAGGAGAGUCCCGUCAGCCCCUUAGGGCGGCCCCGCCCUGCAGGGGGUACUCUUCCCCCUGGGGACACCUGCCCACCGUUCUGCUCCAGCCACUCCAUGCCUGACGUCCAGGAACAUGUCAAGGACGGACCACGGGCCCACGCAUAUAAGCGGGAGGAGGGCUACAUCCUGGAUGAUUCCCACUGCGUGGUUUCUGACAGCGAAGCGUAUCACCUGGGCCAGGAGGAGACAGACUGGUUUGAUAAGCCCCGAGAUGCCCGCUCCGACCGGUUCAGGCACCAUGGGGGUCAUGCAGUCUCCUCCUCCCAGAAGCGAGGCCCUGCCAGGCACAGCUACCAUGACUACGAUGAGCCCCCUGAGGAGGGCCUGUGGGCUCAUGAUGAGGGUGGUCCAGGCCGCCACGCCUCAGCCAAGGAACACCGGCACCACAGUGACCACGGGAGGCACUCAGGCCGCCAUGCUGGUGAGGAGCCAGGACGGCGUGCUGCCAAACCACAUGCUCGGGACAUGGGUCGCCACGAGACCCGACCUCACCCUCAGGCCAGCCCUGCCCCUGCCAUGCAGAAGAAGGGUCAGCCUGGGUACCCCAGCUCUGCUGAUUACUCACAGCCAUCCCGUGCCCCGUCAGCAUACCAUCAUGCCUCUGACAGCAAGAAGGGUUCCCGGCAGGCCCACUCUGGGUCCACUGCGCUGCAGCCAAAGCCAGAACCCCAGUCACAGCCACAGAUGCAAGGCCGGCAGGCAGCUCCAGGACCGCAACAGUCACAGCCGCAGUCAUCCAGGCAGAUGCCCUCAGGCACAGCAUCACGCCAGCCACAGCCACAGCAGCAGCAGCAGCAACAACAGCAGCAGCAGCAGCAGCAGCAGCAACAGCAAGGUGUUGGGCCACAGGCUCCCCAGCAGGCUCCAUCACAGGCUCGGCUGCAGCAACAGAGCCAGCCAACCGCCCGGGGCUCCGCCCCUGCUGCCAGCCAGCCAGCAGGGAAACCUCAGCCAGGCCCCACCACAGCCCCGGGGCCCCAGCCAGCAGGACUGCCACGUGCAGAACAGGCGAGCAGCUCCAAAGCAGCAGCCAAAGCCCCCCAACAGGGGAGGGCUCCUCAGGCCCAGCCAGCUCCAGGACCUGGACCCGCAGGGGUGAAACCUGGAGCCAGGCCUGGGGGGACCCCAGGAGCACCUGCGGGUCAGCCAGGGGCAGAUGGGGAGAGUGUAUUCUCCAAGAUCCUCCCUGGUGGAGCAGCAGAGCAAGCUGGGAAACUGACAGAAGCUGUCUCUGCUUUUGGCAAAAAAUUUUCCUCGUUCUGGUGAUUGUGUCCAGAAGGGUUCCUGAAGACCUGAAGAAAGAUGAUAUCAUUGCUGUGGAAAAAUCUCUGGAGUCAAAGGCCUGGGCGCAGCUCUGGACUCUGCGUAUAACACAUCUCCAAUCUGGCAAACCCUUGCCCAAAGCUUCACACCGGGUGGGCCACAGCAGGCAGGCCUCAGCAGAACACGGGAUGGUUUCUAACAGCAGCUGCCUAGGUGAAGCGUCUGCUGGACCAGUGGGACCAUUGGCUUGGGGGCCCUUCCAUUGUCUUUCCAGAGACCUUGCCUUCCUCAGGCCAGCUGUCCUUGGGAGAGAGGAGCCCUCACCAGAACACUGCUGCUCCUGUGGCUGCUGCUCUUCCCACAGCCUCCCGUGGCCUGGCCAGCCAGGCUUCCAAUGCGUUAUACACAGAGUUUGGGUGCACACUGCCCUCCCUCUAAGAUGCCAGAAGUUUUUCCACAGCCUUGGAGAGGGCCUUUGACUGAGGGCUGGGGGCCCUAGGCUCCGUUUCCUUCACAUUCCAGCUGGCCCGGAUCCCUCUGUGGCCAUAAGGCCUUGCCCCCUUCACCCUGCCCUCUGGGUGACGCUGGAGCAGACCUCCGCAUGGCCAGCAUGGGUUUGGGAGAACUUUACAAACGCUAGGACCUAACACUGUCUCAUCGCUGAAGGAAGAGGCCAUAGCACCGACGAGCAGCGUGGGCACCGGCUGAGGCCCCUCCCAGCCCGUGGAUGGCGGCAUCCUCAGCAUGCCUGCCAUCAUCUCAAAGCCAUCCCCCAGCCAUUGUGAGCAUCCCAGCAGCACCGCCAUUGUCUCGACCAGCCGGCUCCUCGUCCGUACACCUGGGGAUUUCUUUUGAUUUCAAGAACAGCCUUAAUCAUUCCAGUUUGAUUUACAUGUAUACCUCAUGAACAUUUAUUUAUUUAUUUAUUUUGUUUUAUUUUUCUUUCUCUCCCUUUCUUUUCUUUGCUUUUGUUCCCGUGUCUCUCCCCUCCACCACCUUGUGACUGAUGGGUUGGUUUCCUCUCUGCUCUGCCCCUGCUCAGCACAGGGAGAAAUGUUGAUUUAGAAGCAAUAGCGGGCAGCAGGCCACCAAGAGCACAAACCCAGGGCGAGGUCUGGGAGGCCCCUCAGCCCGCCUGUUUACUGUGCAAUUCCAGUCCUUCUUAAGCCAUCAGCAGUGGGUGUGCUCAGAGCAGAGGAGCCAGGACUUCCGCACCAGCCAAGGGAAAGGCUCAGAGCCCCGUGGGGUAAGGGGAGUGUGAUUCUGUCCAUUCACCUGGUGGACUGGGCUGCAUGUCUCCCCAAAGCCCUUCCCUUGGAGGCCUCCCGUCAUCUCGGGCACAGCCACAGUCUCAUCUCUAAUGUUCUAUGCAAUGAAAUAUAAACCCUCAAAGACAACUGUUAAUAUUUAAUAAAUUCCAUGUUACAUAUAAGGAGUUAAUUGCAAGCACGCAGUUGAGAAACUGGAUAGAUCUGCUCAUAUCACCACCCCAACCAAUCCUUGUCCCCACUUUCUGUGUGUGUGAGUGCGUAUGUGUGAGACAGAGAAAGUGAGAGCAUGCGUGUGUGCGCGUGCGUGCGUGUGAAUUCUAAGUCUGUGGCAUGUUUGACCUGUGGCAGGACUCGCUGCUGCCGGGUGAGUCACCGCCUGUCUCUCGCAGUGGAGCAUGCACAGCUCGCAGACUCUUUGCACGAUUUCAUUUAUUUUAAAUGCUCGACCCUCUCGCUUGGAGUUCUUUUUGCCUCCAAACCUCUCCUUCAGGAGCACCUCUCCCUGACUUCUGCACAAGCUAGUAAAGACCUGCCAGAACUACCUGAGUAUGCCAGGCCACGGAGCAGGCAGUGAGGGCCCUGUACACCUUGCAGUUCUUUAUCUGUCUAUGAUAGCAGAUAAAAAGAAACCUCAAACUAGACAGUGAUGGGAGCCUGCAUAGGAUGCGUGCGUAUGAAUAUUCUGUGGGUUGCUGUAGGAUUCCUACUUGUAUAUCAUUUCCCCCUCCUACCCCAGGCCUGAGCCAAAAGAUUCCAGCUACACCUUUGCAGUGGAGCACUGCUCAAGGGCAAAGCUGGGCCACAUCUGUGGAAAGGCAGAAGUCAAGAGCAGAGCCUGGGUGUACCCUAGGAUCCCUAGAUCUUGACUAGACCUGCUCUAUGCCUUUCCUUUGGAUGAGGAGUCUCAAAGGAUUGUGACCCAGGAGAUCUGGAGCCAGGGUCAUAGGGUGCUCAGGAAGAGCUGGCGAUGGGCUCUCUGCCUGAAAAUAUCCAGAACAACUACUCACAUAACAGCAGCAAGCUGAGCUCAGAAGGUUUCUCAAAAGCAAAACUUAGUGAAUGGCCUGUGUAGCCCUCUCUGCAUCUGUCCCCAGGACUUGCCUACCCUUUCCUCUGAAGCAUACGUAUUCCACUGUUGUCAGCAUCUCUCUGAUCCAGGAGUAGGGCGGACAGUAACUGCCUGACCCAUCAAGGUCUGACCUUCCUUCAGAGUGCUCUGGUCUGUACCAUGCAUUUCUCAGGGGUCCACAUUUCUCAUGCUUUUUUCAAGGCCUACAAAUCCUUCCGAGUAGAAUCCUGUCCCACCUUUGGCGACUGUCGAUGGGACAGUUGAAGCUGUGUCAAACUUAAGACCUUGAGUACCUGGGAUUUGGCUUUCUUCAUGCUAUGGGACAUCUUAGAGAUCAGACUUGGGCUCUGCAGGGCCAUCUGAGCAAGGGCUGAAAGAAGGCCACAUGGAGGAACUCAGCCACACAGGCCCAGGUCUGGACAGGAUGUGCCCAUUGUUUAGACACUUGGGAACAUGGCUGUCACCCUUUCCACUCCUAGGGACUGGACUAGGAGCUGAGAGCAGGCAGGAUGUCUGCAGGUCAAUCUCUGGCAGGCCCACUAGGCUCUAAAGCAUUAACUUUUCAGGAAAUUUCUUUUCUGGCCAAACUCUGAGUUUGACAUUUCUGAUAUCUGCCACUACAUCUCUGGCUGUACCCACAGGACAGAUCUUUGCCCCUUUGUGAAGAUGACUGCGACAGUCUUCUAGGUCAUGGGUAUUCUGGCUCUUGUGUUAACUCUGGGGCUAUGAGAGCCUGAGGCGGGCAGCUGCUGUAGGACACGGUAAGCAAUGGGUGCAUCUCCAAAUGGGUAAGAAGUCUCUGGGUAGAGUCCAGACCUUCUCCAUAUCCCUCAGUGUCCUAAGUAAGAGUACCCUCCUCUGCCUACCCAAGGCCUCAACACGCUCACUUCAUAGUGGCAGUUCUACCAUUGCCUUCCUAGUUCUUGAGGAGGACAAAUGGUCUCAGGGCCCACAAUGAGAGAACAGCAGGGCGGCAAUUCCGGCCUGUAUUCUGGAGCCUUUGGGGAGUUUUUCAGGCAGGUCCUUUGCCGUGAUGGUACAGUCCUGCCCUAUUAGCCCUUCUCCCCCCAUGCUGUAAAUAUUUGUCAUCACGGACUCCAACAGGGUCGGAGGGACAGAUCUAAUCAACUGAAACUCUUUGGAGAUGCCAUCUCUGUCUCCCUGGGUGCCAGCAUCUUGCUACCAUAUGCACCGGGUGGCACCGGAGAGCCAUAGAAGUCGUGAGAUACUGUGUGUGUAAGCACGUGUACAUGAAUGUGUGUAUGUAUGUGUGUGUGUUUGUGUGUGCGUGCACGAGACUCAUUCAGCCUCUGGGGUCAAAUCAGCUCCUCUCCAAGUGUGGAACCCUGGAGAGUAGUGGCCAUCUACAUUUUUCCUCUAGCUUCCAUGUCUUGUUUUUGCUUUUCCUUCCCUCUCUUUCCUUCUCUCCUUCUUUAUUUGAGGGGGAAGAGUGCUGUACAAAGUCAAACAAACAAGUUUACAGUUGUAAGUGCAAUGACCCGAGUCCUCCACAUGACCUUGUGAACUGUGUGCCGUCCUCCCGUGCUCUGUGAGAACUCGUGGUACUUCCGUGUCCCUCCCCUGUAUUGUGACAAGGUAUUUCUGUGGUAUCAAAAUAAAAGGACUUGAUAUAAACAA